Molecule: messenger RNA, 175 nt
Organism: Funneliformis caledonium
Lineage: Eukaryota; Fungi; Glomeromycota; Glomeromycetes; Glomerales; Glomeraceae
Source: the annotation of a GenBank genome assembly
AUGCAUGGAAACGAGCUGUUCGAAGCUCAACGUGAAAGAAUUAUCAGUGCAUAUCUGAGUGGUAUUAAGCAAACGGUUAUUUCAACUCAGCUUGGUAUUCCUACUAGCACUGUUAACGAUACUAUAAAAAGAUACAAAGAAACAGGUUCUGCAAUACCUGAGAAGCGUCCUGGUC